Anarrhichthys ocellatus (wolf-eel) is the source of this 817-nucleotide messenger RNA. Its product is annotated as beta-1,3-galactosyltransferase 2-like. Gene Ontology annotation, biological process: protein O-linked glycosylation. Gene Ontology annotation, cellular component: Golgi membrane. The record is from RefSeq and is a predicted model, not a curated record. The annotation marks the transcript as partial. Lineage: Eukaryota; Metazoa; Chordata; Actinopteri; Perciformes; Anarhichadidae. Gene Ontology annotation, molecular function: N-acetyl-beta-D-glucosaminide beta-(1,3)-galactosyltransferase activity. The transcript has a single exon.
UCCGAAGAAGCCUUUGUUGCUCUCCUGGUUCCUGUUCCUGCUCGUUCUGGUGCUCCUGGUCUCAUGUUACAUCCUGUCCAGCAACUCUCUGUCGCAGUGGGACAGCCAUCCCCUCCAGUACUACCACAGGUUUCUCAACCAAACCCGUCGGGUUAAUCUACCUCCUCAUCGUGUCCAUCCCAAACACAGAGUCAAACCAACGGGAAUGUAUGAAACCACAGAACGCCCUACCGUACCGCCGACCGUGGCCCCUACAGGUGCUCGGUUCCAUCAGGCCUACCCACGCAACUACCACUUCAUCAUGGACAACCAAGAGGUAUGCGAGACCGAGACUCCUUUCCUGGUCCUGAUGGUUCCGGUGGCACCGAAAAACGUGGCGGCUCGGGACGCAAUCCGGCAGACGUGGGGCAAAGACAGCGUGGUUCAGGGCCAGGUGGUGCUCACUCUGUUCAUGCUGGGCCUCUCUGGAGGAGCUGAUGUGCAGGAGAAGCUCCGACAGGAGAAUCUCCAGCGCCGUGACUUGAUCCAGAGCGACUUCAUGGACACGUACCUCAAUCUGACCAUCAAAACCAUGGUGAUCAUGGACUGGCUGGCCACUCGCUGCCGGUCGGCCGCAUACGCCAUGAAGGUCGACUCGGACAUGUUCCUGAACAUCGACAACUUGGUGGUCAUGCUGCAGAAGCCGGGCAUCCCCAAGGUGGACUACCUGACAGGGAUGCUGAUGUGGAACAGGCCAGUCGUCCGUUCAAAGGACUCCAAGUGGUACGUCCCGGAGGAGAUGUACCCGGAACCCCAAUACCCCACCUACACUCUGGGC